ACUCAAUUGCCACCUAACAAGGAUCGAAUACCCAUUUUCAUUUUUCUCUUGGAAAUCUUUUUUCACAAAAACCCAAACUCUCUCUCUCUCUCAUGGCUUGUUCAUGUCUCUGUUCUCCAAAAUUCCUCGCCAUUCUCUUCCUUCUCACAGCCAUACCCAUCGGCAUAAUCAUAUCUCUCGAACGAACUCAACCCUCAACUCACGUUUACCACUAUCACAGCAAAGGCUUUUUCAGAGAAUGUGCAAAGUGGGAUUCCGAUAACCACCGUUUCAUAAACUCUUUCUUUGAAGGUGGUAUCGGUCAAAUUUCUGUGCCGGAGAAGGAAUCAGAAGCUGGAACAGUGUUUGAGGAAGCGACUGUUCUGAAAGAAACGGAGUUGGCCGGUAAUGCGUCGUUGGGGAUGACGAUUGACCGGAGUCGGAAUCGGAUUUUGGUUGUAAACGCUGAUGUUAGAGGAAAUCGUUACAGUGCGCUUGUUGCUUAUGAUCUUUCUACGUGGAAACGCCUCUUUCUUACUCAACUCUCGGGUCCUAGUGAUGAGAAAGCCUUAGCAGACGAUGUUGCAGUUGAUGCAGAAGGCAAUGCAUAUGUUACUGAUGUAAAAGCAAGUAAAAUAUGGAAAGUUGGGGUUGGUGGAAACCUUAUAUCAAUCAUUAGAAACCCACUAUUCACUCCAAAAGAGUGGCACAAAACAUUGGUUGGCCUUAAUGGAAUUGUUUACCACCCAGAUGGAUUCUUAAUAGUAAUUCACACUUUUAGUGGUAAUUUGUUCAAGAUUGAUUUAACAAAAGGAGAGGAAGUGAAGAUUAUAAAUGUUGUUGGAGGGCCACUUUAUUUUGGAGAUGGUUUAGAGUUAUUGUCUCCUAAUAAGGUGGUAGUUGCUGGAAAUCCUUCAGGGAGAUUAGUGGAGAGUUUAGAUGGAUGGAAUACAGCUUCUGUUGUUGCAAAAUUCUCAGGGCCUAAACAUCGUUUGGCUACAUCAGCUACUGUGAAGGAUGGGAAAGUGUACCUAAACCAUAUGGUUGGUAUUGGAUACCCUAAAAAGAAGCAUGCUAUUGUUGAGGCUGUGUUUUAAUUCAUAGCACUUUCCAUAAAUCUAAACAGAUUUGGUUGAAAUUUGGUGUUCCUUUGGUUUUUUAUGUUUGGUUUCGUAGCAUUUAUUGAUACUAUCUAGAAAGAUAAACUCUGGUGGAAAUUUGGUGUAACUGUAAGUUCAUAAAUGCUGUAGUCCUUGUUUUUGUCUCUGUCGGUAUAAUGCUCAAUGUCAAUGGUAGGAUAACAUGUUUUCUUUCAUCGUGAAAUAAUCUACUACCUCCCACUCCCUUCGA
Messenger RNA from Medicago truncatula (barrel medic), 1329 nucleotides. RefSeq lists its product as uncharacterized. Lineage: Eukaryota; Viridiplantae; Streptophyta; Magnoliopsida; Fabales; Fabaceae. The record is from RefSeq and is a predicted model, not a curated record. The coding region runs from base 93 to 1076 and encodes 327 amino acids. The transcript is spliced from 2 exons. Gene Ontology annotation, cellular component: endoplasmic reticulum.